GGCUAGCUGAUUCUCCAGGUUCCCACUGCAAAUACACAGGGAGAUGGGAGACAACUGAGCACAGCCCUGCAGUUUUAUAACUGAAGAGGACUCUGACGUAUGGCUGAGUGUUUCCUGGCAAAGAACCUUAUGGACCAGUAGGCAAAUCAAAACUGAAGCUGAUUUUGGAAAAAGAGUGAAAUCUACUGUAGUGAGGAGCUGAGCCACUCAAUCACUGCAGCGGUAAAUAAGAGACAGAAGGGAAGGAAGAAAGAAAAGAGAGUCUUUGCUGGGGGCGGGGAGCGAAAGCAUUUUUGGUGGAUGGUAUAAAGCCAGCCAUGGAAACUGCAGCAGAGGAAAAUACAGAACAAAGCCAAGAGAAAAAAGUGAUCACCAGACCAGAAAUGGAAAUUGGCAGGUACCAAUGGAUGUACAGGAGUUCAAGGCCACACCAGUACCAUCAUGUGCCAGCAUUGAGAGGCAAUGUUAGUCCUUUGGGGAUUCAAGGUUGCUUUGAAUGUUGCAUUAAGUGCCUUGGAGGAGUUCCAUAUGCUUCGCUGGUGGCAACGAUCCUCUGCUUCUCUGGGGUAGCAUUGUUCUGUGGCUGCGGCCAUGUGGCUCUAGCUGGGACCAUCUCUAUUCUUGAGCAGAGUUUUUCCACAAAUGCAACGGACCAUGCUUUGUUAUCUGAAGUAAUAAAACUAAUGCAGUAUGUGAUCUAUGGAAUCGCAUCAUUUUUUUUCUUAUAUGGAAUUAUUCUUCUGGCGGAGGGCUUUUAUACAACAAGUGCUGUGAAGGAGCUGCAUGGUGAAUUUAAGACGACCAUCUGUGGUCGAUGCAUCAGUGGAAUGUUUGUUUUCCUCACCUAUGUGCUCGGGAUAGCUUGGCUUGGUGUCUUCGGCUUCUCUGCUGUGCCAGUCUUUAUGUUCUAUAAUAUAUGGUCAACUUGUGAAGUCCUCAAAUCACUCCCAGCAAAUAUGACAACUUCAGCAGACCAGAUCUGUGUGGAUAUCAGGCAAUACGGAAUCAUCCCUUGGAAUGCUGUACCUGGCAAGGCUUGUGGAUCAGCCUUAGCAGAAAUGUGCAACACACCUGAGUUCUAUUUGUCUUACCACCUUUUCAUUGUGGCCUGUGCUGGAGCUGGUGCUACCGUCAUAGCACUGCUGAUCUACAUGAUGGCUACCACAUAUAACUAUGCUGUUUUGAAGUUUAAGAGUCGGGAAGAUUGCUGCACUAAAUUCUAAAUUGCAUAAGCCCAGUAAAGAGCUGCACUGUGUAGCUUGAAAUACCACUGACACCCUAGACUAAGAGUCUAGUUUUCUGAAGUCUGUUACAGUCAAUUGUAAAUAGCAUCAGUAAACAUCUU
This is a messenger RNA of Varanus komodoensis (Komodo dragon), 1345 nucleotides long. It is a transcript of the gene GPM6B, whose product is annotated as glycoprotein M6B. Lineage: Eukaryota; Metazoa; Chordata; Lepidosauria; Squamata; Varanidae. Bases 318 to 1223 code for a protein of 301 amino acids. The record is from RefSeq and is a predicted model, not a curated record. Gene Ontology annotation, biological process: central nervous system myelination; axon development. Gene Ontology annotation, cellular component: myelin sheath; plasma membrane. The transcript has 8 exons. Gene Ontology annotation, molecular function: structural constituent of myelin sheath.